AUGGGUGAGUGGGAUUCUGGGAAAGGGGGUGUUUCUUGCAAGCCGCAGGGUGGGAGAUCUGCAGCCCUCCAGAGGCUGCUCCAACUCCCAUCAUCCCUGAGUGUUGCCCAGGCUGGCUGCUGCUGGGGGUGAUGGGAGCUCAGGAGGGCCAGGAUUCGUGCCAGCACUGGCCUAACGCAAACACCCCUUUGGCCAGAGACGAGAGCUAAGAAGGUGGAGAUGAGGCGUAAGAACUGGAAAGGCAACGUGGUCCAAUGGGCACGAGAAGACUUCUUCGUCCCUGGGCCCGCAAUCUUUUACUCUGACAUCUCCAAAGUGGCCAAGGCUUUUGGGGAGCACCUCACGCCCAGCCAGAUCAACGAAGUCGUGUUGAAGGCGAUUGACAACCUGACAGUGGAAGACAGAGUCAUCUCUCAGGCCUCAGGAAAGCUGCUGAGUUCCUUCCUUGAGGAAUGCGGAGUGGACAUGGAAGAUCUGCCCAUAGUUGUGAAGGAGAUUCACAACCAACUCCACAGAAUAUCAGACACCCGCACUAAGGAUGAGACACUCACAGCUGUGGUCAACCUUGCUGCAAAGCGCCUGAACCCGGUCGUAGAUACCCUGUUGGACUGCUCGCUGGAGUGUGAUGAAAGUGCUGCAGCGAUCUGGAAGGCCUUGGUCUCCAAUCCGUACUCCAGCAGCAAGCUGCUGAGACCCCUCCUGAAAAGGCUACAGGAUGAAGACCCCAACGCAGAAGUCACGUACAGGCGACGCAGCACUUCUCAAAUGCCAAUGGCGGCUACCAACGCUUUGUGUCUGAUCCUGUCGCUACCUGAGGCUUCGGAUGUACUGCAGAACAAGUUCCCCCAGCUGCUGCUUGCCCUUAUCACUCAGAUCUAUUUUCUUUUUGGGACGAGCAGAAGAGUUUCGAGGGCGGCAAGUCUCAUGCCGGAGCCCCCUUCGCAUCUCCAUCCGCUGGCGACCACUGUGCAGGCUCUGAAAAACCUUAUCGGAUGUGGGGGCUACAUUGAAGAAUACAAAAUUUUGGAGGUGCAAAGGUGCUGGGACAUGCUGUCAAACCCAGAAAGCUUUUUUGAUGGCAUUCGUCUUCUGACAAGGACCUUGUUCAGCUUCUGCAAAGUGCACCUCAAAAGGACUUUUAAAGAGGCCAAUGCCUACUUGCGCCGCCCUGACGUGAAGGAGAGGACGGUCGGGAUGGCCUUCUUCACCGAGCUCCUUUUCCACUCGCAGAUAGGCUUGUUUUUCGUGACGCAAGACAUUCUGGACAUCCUGAAGGAGUGGAUGGGGCAAGCCAGCCCCCUCAUGCAGCUCUUCAGCAUCCAAGGACUGGGCUACAUGUUGCAGCACCAGCUGGAGGAAAAGUCCUUGAAGCCCUUCAUCUCGCCCCUGAUCAACUGCGCUUCCAAUCAGGACAGGAGUAUUGCGAAAGAGUCCAUUAAGUGCCUGCAACUCAUGUUCCACCACUUGGAGGAAGAGGAAUACAGCUUGGCCGGCUGCAGCCUCUACCCUCAACUCUUUAAACACUUCAAUGAUGAGGACAAUGAGUUCAGGGUUUGCUCCAUCAAUCUUUUUGGGGUGCUGUUGAGGGGCGUGAAGGAAGAGCACAGAAACAGGGUGGAGGACAUCGUCGUCAGGAGCCUCGUCCCCCUGAUAAUCCAGCUGACUGACCCUGUGAGCGGAGAGGAGUGUCGAAUUGUCCUUAACACAAUUGUCACCUUCCUGAAACUGGGGGAGCUGCCCGUUGACAUCUUUGAGUCUGUGCAGCAAGACAGACUCUACUACAAAUUCUCAGUUAUCUGCAAGUACAUUUUGUGGAGAUACAGGCAGAGGUUGCCGGACAUGCUCACGCAGAUGAUGGAAUACCUAAAGAGCAGGAACCCUGCACAUCGCGAGGCGGCGACCAUCUUGAUAGCGUGCAAUGCACAGUACAUGAAACCCGACUUGGUGAGCACCAAACAAAUUGACGACAUUUAUCUGGCUCUCCUGGACCUUCAGGGUGACUUGGACGGGGCUGUGUCAAACGCUGCGGUGACUGCCAGCGAGGAGCUUUUUAGACGCUGCGGCGGUCGGAUCAAUCCAAAGAUUGUACCCAGCCAACAUCUCCUGUCCAUGCUAAAAAACAACAUGGCAAGGCAGUGAGACCGAGAAUUGGCAUGCCCAGAAGGAGGUCUUCAGAAAAGGCAGGCAAGCAGGCAGGAGCAGUGCUCCUUGCGUUCCGAGUGCCACAAAGAGCAGCUGCAGGGCAGCUGGGCUUCCUUUUGAAUUGAGAGCACUUGUAGAGAACUUAAUGAAGAUUCUAGACAUUGCUUUCUGUGUGGUCUGCCUUUCUCUCUAGGAAUCAACCUUUACGCUUCAACUUUUCCCUUUCCAAAUGCCAUUGUUUGUAUAUGAUCAUUUCCUCUCCCCUGUCCCCUCCAUCCAAUGGAGAGCUGAUCACACUCAGAAGGGUAGCAUCCCUUCCACAUGCCUGCAUACACAGAGUAUAGCCUAAUGGUCAGGGGGACCUUCCUCCAAGAAAAAAAGGAAAAGAAAACAUUUGGGGCUGGGAAGGGGUCUUGAGACAGCUACAUGCUUCAAUCAUUUUCAGUAAUAUCUGUCAAUUUGAUUAUACAUUGUCAGUCUGCUCCAAAUUAAGGUUCAGAAUAGUCAGGACUCGGAGACCAAUUGAUUGAUUGAUUGAUCACACAAAGAGAAACAAUUCCUCUUUGCGUUCCUGGAGGUCCUGCUGAACAUGAUUAGAAGGGACCGGUUGGUUAAAGGCAUACAGGUCGGAACUAAACAGUAUAAACUGAGAGCAUUUGCAGAUGAUCUAGUUUUGACGUUACAGGAGCCAGAAUCUAAUACUAAAAGAGUUUUAGAACUAAUUCAAGAAUUUGGUCAGGUGGCAGGAUUCAAGUUGAACAAGUCAAAAACUAAGGUUUUAGAAAAAAAAACUUAACAUUGACCGAAAAAGAGAAGUUUCAGAAUGAAACAGGCUUAACUGUUGUUAAGAAAGUGAAAUACCUGGGGAUUAACA
Molecule: messenger RNA, 3016 nt
Organism: Podarcis muralis (Common wall lizard)
Lineage: Eukaryota; Metazoa; Chordata; Lepidosauria; Squamata; Lacertidae
Source: RefSeq, a predicted model, not a curated record